Messenger RNA from Bactrocera dorsalis (oriental fruit fly), 6585 nucleotides. RefSeq lists its product as uncharacterized. Lineage: Eukaryota; Metazoa; Arthropoda; Insecta; Diptera; Tephritidae. The transcript has 7 exons. Bases 3376 to 6204 code for a protein of 942 amino acids. The record is from RefSeq and is a predicted model, not a curated record.
CAAUCUAACGUUUCAAAUAAAGAACCGAUGAGAUUUUGCAAAUUUUGUGCGUUUUUUUUUUUUUUUAAAGUUAUCAAGCUCUUAAAAAAUCACCCUUUAUAUAAACAAAGGUAGUGAUGAAGCUAUUUUCAAUUUUAGAAAUACUGAUCUUGCGAAUCCCGUAGAUGAGGUGUAAACUUAUCAGUCAGGUCGGUAAGUCAGCAGCAACGAAGCCGUGUGGUGUCUGUUAGGAUUUCCGUCGCACGAAAGGCAUCCCACCGUGACACAUCUCAGCGUGCAUUUAGAAAAUGGUGAACGCGUUUCUUUUAAUGAACACAAUUUCUACGAACGAAUAACUACUGGAUAACUGGAAAUGUUUUAGGACGAGUUUAUACAGUUCAUGUUAGUAACAUGGAAUGUUUUUGUCUACGCAUGCUUUUACAUCAUGUGCGCGGACAAGAUUAUUCUACAUUUCGAGAGGCAUGUGAGGCAAGAGGAUUACUGGAGAAUGAUAACCAUUGGGAUGUGACACUGAAAGAAGCUGCUCAAUGUAGAUCAGCAGGCAAGAUGAGAGAGCUAUUUGCUGUAUUAGUAGCGACAUGUGGUCUUUGAAAUCCUCAAUAAUUGUGGGAUAAAUACAAAAAUGAUGUGACGGACGAUAUAUUUCACAGAUUACGAGAGCAAAAUCCCAACGUCACGUACAGUGAUUUAAUUUACAAUGAGGGUCUGACAAAAAUUGAAGACCAGAUUAAAACAAUUUCUGGAAAGGAUUUAUCAGAUUAUGGAAUGAACAGACGACAGAGAACCGAGGAAAUCAGUAGCAAUUUAAUACGGGAACUAGAUUACGAUACUGCUUCCUUACUACAACAAUUAACAGAGUCUGUUCCACGUUUGAACCCAGAACAAAGGUUAGUAUUUGACAAUGUUGUCAAAAAAAUUGAAGAUGGGGAAGGUGGUUUGUUAUUUUUGGAUGCUCCUGGAGGCACGGGAAAAACCUUUCUUUUAAACUUGCUUUUAGCCCAAACUUUGCCGGUUAUCACUAAAGGCACCCCUGCAGAUUAAAUAAAUGCGUGUUUAAAAGCGUCAACGUUAUGGGUGCACGUAAAAACGUUUAGUCUGUCUACAAAUAAAGAGUGCAACUACACAAUGAUGUAAAAUCUGGACAAUAUGCUGCUGAUCUUCUUAAAAUUGGAGAAGAUCGUAUGGCAAAGGAUGGUAAUGGCAUGAUUAUAUUGGAUCGUGAAUUCUGCAAUGUUGUGCAUAAUCCAGAUGAUCUAAAUAACUUCGUCUAUCGCGAACUGCUAACUAAUAUGAGGAAUGGAGAAUGGUUAUGUGAAAGAGCAACGCCGACGAAUUAAAUGGUGUGACAGAUAAACUAGCAAAUUAUGUCACGCGUGGGGGGUGAUAUUGUUGAGUUUUUCUCUGUAGACACUGUAUUGAAUACUGAACAAGUAACAUCAUACCCAGUAGAAUUUCUUAAUUCUUUAGAACUGUCGGGAGUACCUUCAAACAAACUGAGGCUGAAAGUAGGCGUUGCUGUCCUUUUGAUGUGGAAUUUAGAUGCACCAAGACUGUGUAAUGGCACACGGUUGCAAGUAACAGAUCUCGGUCGCAAUAUUGUAAAAGCAAUCAUUAUGACUGGAAUGGCAAAAGGAGAGAAUGUUUUAAUCCCCCGUAUACCCAUAAUUCCGACAGAUUUGCCAUUCCAGUUCAAGAGAUUACAGUUUCCGCUGAAAAUCGCCAUCGCUAUGACGAUAAAUAAAGCUCAGGGGAAAACAUUAAAAGUAGCCGGCAUUAAUUUAGAAAAGAGUUGUUUUUCUCACGGACAAUUAUACGUGGCUUGCUCACGUGUUUCAACUUCACAGAAUCUCCAUGUGUUGGCCAGAGAGGGAAAAACAAAGAAUAUAGUUUACAAAAAUGUACUACAGUAAUAAGGCCUCUUAUUUUUAGCUUCCUACAUUAUUAUACUACUUACAUUAAGUUAGUACUUCCUACGUAGACGAUGUUGCGGAUGUCACACUGUCUAACAUCGGAGGUUGGCAGGUAGGUAGUUAGUAGUAUUUUAAACCGAUUUACAUUAUUUACUUUUUAUAUUUACUAAGGUAACAUUCGGAGCCAUCCAUUAUGUGCUUAGGUUGCUUUUGAAGAAAUUUUGAUGUGAAGUUGAGGACCGGAACACGAUAGGGGGACAUUGUUGCAGGGAGUCUUACAGCCGGGAGAAAACAAAAACACUUAUGCGGACGAAGUCGCGGCUUUCCGAUAGUAAUAUAUUAUACUCUUUGUUUACCAUAUAAUCGUAGUGCGUCUUCAGCAGUCUAUAGAAUUAGAAUAUAGAGCAUCUUAAACAACUGUUCUCAAAUCUAAUGAAUGUACAUAUAUUUACAUAUGUAUGUAAGUCAAUUAUAAUCGUGUAAUCAAACCACUCAGAAAAGAUAAAAUUAAAUUUAACUCUAAAGUUCUCUUCGUUUCAAAAAGUGCCUAUCUGUUAACUAUAAUUUUUAAUAUAUUAACAUAUACAUAAGUAAUAAUAUCAGUUUAUAUAAACAUAUUUUAUAUUGAUUAGUUCUAAUGAAUUUUUGGUAUUCUAAAGUGAUCAUACAUAAUUGGUUAUUAACAUAAAUUAGUGUGGCUUGAUCGGUGUGGUGAACUAUGUCACUAAUAAACUCCAACGAAAAUUAUACAAUAUUUGGAAUUAGCUUAUGAUGUACCUAGACAUACAUAUGUGCUUUUUUCAUGUUCACAAAGUUUAAAUAUAUUAAUAAAUUAAUUUAAAUGGACUAAAUCUUUUUAAUAAGAUAUAACAAUAAAACGUCGUAGGUAUAUACUACUUUGUACAGACUUACGUUUUCUUUGAAAUCUUUAUGAACUUAAAAGCUUUAACAUUGUUUUCACAAAUGCUUCCGCUGAUGAUUGGUAUCAGUUAAAAUUUUGUCAGUUUUAUGGCCAAAUUUGUACUUGUAGUUCGGAAUUGAAGUAUUAAUGGUGAGCGUCAAACCUUUAUCCCCUUAUGGAGACACAACUUUUUAUUUUUCAAAGGUCAAAGCUUAAUAAAGACAUUUUUAGUUUCAUGACUCUCUUCCACACCGAUAUUGAGUUAUAAAUUGUACAGUAUUGCAGAGUUCAUAGACCAUUCAUUUGAAUUUACUCGUUAUAUAUAGUGUACCAUGAAUACAAACUGAGUAUAUUGCGCUAAAUUGGAAACGCGUACAUGUGUAAAUAAGUAGUGUAAUAAUGACGCUAAGUUGAAAUGAAUAUCAAAAAUGGACUCUUCUUCUCUUGCACCGUAGCUCAAAUAUAUAGAAAUGACUGCAUUUGCUCUAGUGAAAUAUUUAAAGAACUGCUUUAAAUUAGUAAAUUCGCCAAAUUUGUAAAUACGGUACGUGAAAAUAGUUAAAAAUGUAUGCUGCAGCUGGUGGUGCUUCGCUGGCUUCACGCCAGGCACGUCAAAGGCAGCGUCAACAGAAGAAAACUCAGCAAUUGCAAGCAAAACUACAUCCACCGAAAUUGUCAGCGUUAUCAGGUAGUGAACAUGGCGCUUCAACACCAACGCGCACCCAAUCACGUCAGUUCCACCAGCUGCCGACCAACUAUCUGCGCACGCCACAAACACAGAGUAGGAAAUUAAGUGCGAGCUAUACAACACAAUCGAAGCUUUUACUGCCUAUCGAUGAAGGUGAUAAUCAGUCGGUGCUACAAAUGCGCGUACAGUAUGUACAUACUCAAAUGCACCAUUCUCAUAGCCAUGCUCAUCCUAUUCAAGCACAUCCUCACUAUCAGUUUGCGCAUCAGCAGCAUCAUUCUCAUGGAGGCAUUUUACCGAAGUUGGUUCACCGGCAUUCAGGCAGUGGUGCUAGUAGCUUUUAUCAAACAAAGCUCCCAAAGUCGGCUACAGCGACACUACCACUUGUCUCACAAAUGGAAGCUACGCCACCUACGACGCCAUUGGCUGUGGCCGAAGGUGCAAUUACCACCUCAGAAAAGGUGGGAACUAUACCUGUAGAUAAAACUUCCAUUAAUGUAUCUCACCAUGAUGCAAUCAUUGUGACACCGGCCACGCCUAUGCCCUCGCCAGGGCACGUAGGUAAGCCUGAACAUCAACAACCCAAAGGACUGUCCAAACCGCUUAGUAAGAUUGAGAGUAGUAAUAUAUCAGGAGGCAUCAUUAACGAUGAAGAGCACAUGAAAGAACCACCGUCUGCUCCAUUAGAACGCAAGUGCAGUGUAUAUCGUAUGCGACGAAAUGAUCCCUAUGAAUAUCAGGACACAAACUUAGUUGGCGGUGUGGGCAGCAGCGUUAGGCGGCAGCUGAAGGAUCUGCAAUUUAAUCAACAACAACAAUACGAACCAUUGCUCAGCAACGAGUCUCAUCUUUGUUAUAAGGGUCUAACGAAUACACGUAAAUGGCAAGUGUGUGCCUACUGUGAGGAAGGAAUUUGCGUCUGUGAACAUAUCGAGUGUACACGAGGCCGCGCUGCAUGGCUGGAAAGAGGGCGACGUUGCAGCGUUCAAGAAGCGCAACAACAGGCGGCCUGUCAUCGCCGCUGGGUGAAACGUAAUCGAGUUCAGGAUGCAUCAUUAGGCGGCUCUUCUGACGAUGAAGAUCUCUUGGGUGUAUUACGAGGUCCUAGUACAUUUGCCAAUACGUUUCUUUAUGUGGGUCUUGGGACAAUAGCUUUGGGUUUGGUAAUAGCAUUUGUAGGUACAGGUGAAAAAGGAUUUAAAACAGUAGAACUUAGACUCAUUGGACCAUCGUUAAUUGGACUAGGAUUCGUUUGCUGUAUGCUGCGAAUACUAUUUUGUAUAUGCCCUUCUCACUGCAUUUCAACAAAUAAAAAAACUUUUAAGAAAGAUUGCAACAAAAAUGAUGCUGAUUAUACUACUUCACUACUCCGUGGAGAGGGCAAACGUGUUUCAAUAGCGCGACGACCGACUUUACAGCCAAAAUACCCAAUUACACACAAACGUGGCAGUAAUAAAAUACUGAAUGAGGGAAUGGAAGCACUGAGACAAAUCGCGACUACAUCACUUUUUAUGCAGAAUGAACAGAAGGCAUCAUUAAAUAGGAUAGUUCCAAUAAUCAAAGAGCCGGAAAAUAUAGGAGAGUCCACUCGCAAAAAAUCGGAGUUAUUAAGAAGAGAUGAGCUAGAGCACCCGAGACGCGUACAAAAUACCGAGUCAAAUAGCAAAGUCAAUUGCAAUGACGGGAAUAUUUCAAGUGUAGAAAGUAUGAAAAAUGUAACUGCCAUCAAUGCAAACACAACAUCAAUUGAAAAAUUCCCAAAUGUAUCUUCAAAAAAAACUUUAAGCGAAAACUCAAUCGAAAUGCCAGAAGUAUCUUUAGAUCAGCCAUUACCUUCUUUUUCAACAAUGCUCACUUCAGAACCUAUAAGCUCGAGUUCUACUAGCAAAUUGUCACGACAGCGUAUUGCACUGAACAAUAAAUUGAUACCGGAAGUACAAUCACACGCUCCCAUUGCCCCUAAUUAUACUAAGGACACCGACUUUCUAAUGGAAACUUCUUUGUCGACCAAGCCAACAACAACAGCUAGUGAAAUAACACCUGCUCUAAUACAUGGCACUAGCUCUUCAACUUCGAAUAACACAUACAAUUAUUCUGGAUUUACGGAUAAUGCAAGUACUGUAGGAAUACAUAAAACUUCUACAACGGCUACAGCAACAAUAACGCCUGAAUCAAUAGGGUCUGAACAGAAAUUAGAAGAGGACAAUAUACAUUCGAAUAUCGAAACAGGAACGAACACUGCACCAAACGUUUCCACAAUAAUGCCACCAUGUGCACUACUUUCAAAUAGUCAUACAUCUGUUUCCAAUACUCCUAUAAUUACAAAUAUGUGCUCAAGGUCACAGUCGGUUUUUCUUCCAGGACAAAUUGAAGAUAAUAUCACAAAUAUUGCGGAGCCAGUAGUGAAUCAACCAGAGCCAAACCAUUUGCAUUUAUCAACAUCGGGAUUUUCUAACGCCAGCUUUAUAUUCCCUUCUCCUUUGAUAUCAUCAUCCGACAGUGAAUCAGAUGGCUCGUCUGCUUUAUCACCCUCACAGGCCACAGUAAUACAGAAAAUUUGGGCAAGACCGGAUCAAUUACCUGAUGGCAGUACUUCUGCAAACGCAAUUAUAUCGCAUGAUAAUAAAUAUGUCAUACAACAAAAUCAUCCAUUAAGUAUAAUUGAACCGGAACUUUUAUUGAGUCCAGCAAAGCUUGGCCAAUAGACAGCACAUAGCACGUCCCAAUAAUGUAAGCUUGUUUCGGUUAAAGCUGUCGCGGUAUACUUACAUACCUACCUUUAUACAUCUUUAUUGCGCAAAUAAACAUAAUCGUUAGCGUUAUAAAUAUAAAUAUAUGUGAUAGCUAAGCUGAAUCCCAAUUUUUCUUUAAAGUUUAGUUAAGCUUAAAAUCAGCUGGUAGCUUUUAUUAAAAUGUCCAACUCAUAAACAAUGUCAUCAUUCGCAGAACAUUUAAAUGCAGAGUGUGAAUAAAUGAAAUACGAAUAUAUAUCUCCACAUAUAUUUUAUACAUAAGCAAAGGCGAUUUUAUUAUUUCAAUUUUAAAUAAAAAUUUUAAAGCAGUUUUCAGCGAUAUUCAAAUUAGAA